This is a messenger RNA of Chelmon rostratus (copperband butterflyfish), 4302 nucleotides long. It is a transcript of the gene ttc7a, whose product is annotated as tetratricopeptide repeat domain 7A. The transcript has 20 exons. Gene Ontology annotation, molecular function: protein binding. NCBI's taxonomy places the organism in Eukaryota, Metazoa, Chordata, Actinopteri, Chaetodontiformes, Chaetodontidae. The coding region runs from base 241 to 2886 and encodes 881 amino acids. Gene Ontology annotation, cellular component: plasma membrane. Gene Ontology annotation, biological process: phosphatidylinositol phosphate biosynthetic process; protein localization to plasma membrane. The record is from RefSeq and is a predicted model, not a curated record.
UAAUAAGUUCAGAAGGUUCACACAGGAAAAGUUUGCUUUCUGAAUAUUGGAGGAUUUCUCUUUCUUAAAUUAAGAUUUAGCCCUAACUAUAGAUUAUAAAACGAUGAAUUAGUUCCUAUAAUAACAACAACAUACAUGAGACAUGCUCCCGCAUUGGAAAGUCGUAUGAAAUCCCUUUUAUUUACUUCUGCGCUGAGCCUUUGAUGACCUUUCAGCAGAAACCCGCACCCACCCCUCCCCAUGCAAAGAUUACACAUUUAUUUCUCCUGGCAGUCUGCAGUUACUCCCAUCGUGUCCGGGGAGUACAGUCACCACCGGGACAGAGCGGCGAUGGCAUCCCGGGUCUCCUUCACCCAAAUCCGCCUGGAAGCGGAGCUGGAGCGGUACCGGGCCGAGUGCCAGUGGGACAAGAUGCCGGCGAUCAUCGACCAGAUGCACGCUGCGCGGUUCCACGAGGACGAUGACUACGGGACGCUGCUGAUGGCCGAGGCGCUGCUGGAGGAGUGCCUGCAGGAAAACAUGGACCUGUUGCGGAGCUCCACACCUUUGAUGGACAAGACCCAGCCCGGACUGUGCCGGGCCAAAGGCCACCUCAACACCAUCCUCAGCCGAGGCCGCCUCACGCCCAGGUACUUGAACGAGGCUCUGCUGCUGAUGGCCAAAGUGCACUAUGUGCAGGGUCGCUACCGGGACGCCCAGGGAAUGUGUGCCAGGGUGGGACUGGAGGAGCUGACAAGGGACGACCAGCCGACCUACCACCUCCGCCUGCUGGCCGAGGCUUUUGUCAUUAAAGGUCUGUCUCUGGACCACCAGACACUUUCUGCAGUGUCUCGUGUCCGUCUGUCAGAGAGGGAGGAGGAGAGUCUGUCCUGUUUCCUCAGGGCCUGUGAUGCCGCUCUGUCCUACCUGCAGGAGCUUGAUAAGAUAGUAACGACACCCCACCCCAAGACAGCCAAAGCCAGUCUUCUUCCUCCACCUGUGGACAUGGAGCUGGGAUACUUCAUCCAGGGGGCAUUACAGAGUGCUUACCUUUGCCUGCUGCAUAGGGGUCAUCUUGCACAAGGUGCUCACCAACUGCGUAGGGUGCUCAGGGUGGUGGAGUCACGAGGGUCUCAGAGCUUCAGGAAGUCUGCAGCGAGGAAGCUAGCAGAGGUGCUGCUGAGCUCCGUGAGUGAGGACAGCUACUGGCCCCCGUUGGGCCCUCCACCUUCAGCCUGGCUCCACAGAGAGGGAGCCGCCGCCUCCAAAGACGCCAUCUACCCCACUGUUAAACCACCGCAACGUUACAGCACUGACUGUUGCUUCUGUCCUCAGGACGUGGUGGAGGAGGCUGUGUUGCUGCUGCUCAUCACGGAGUCCAUGACCAGUGGCGAGGCGGUGAUCAGUCGUCUGCCAGACCAGGCCGAAGCUCGCCAGGCCAGCCUGCAGGAUGCCACCUCUGUCUACGACCUGCUCACCAUCGGCAUGGCCAGGAGGGGGCAGUACGCCAUGCUUUCUGAGUGUCUAGAGCGAGCAAUGAAGUUUUCAUUCAACGAGUUCCACCUCUGGCACCAGCUGGGCCUGUCACUCAUGGCGGCCGGGAAGGGAGUUGGAGCUGUGUCUGUAUUUAAAGAGUGUGUCAAGAUGAGACCAGAGGACCCCUCGUUGCCCCUAUUGGCUGCUAAAGUCUGCAUUGGUCAACUGCACUGGUUCGAGGAGGCGGAGGCUCUGUCGCAGAGCGUGGUGUCUAUGGGGGAAGAAGCUGGAGAAUUUCUACCCCGGGCCUACCUGGCUCUGGGUCUCUGCUGCAGUCUGCAGGCCUCUGAGGCCACUCUGAAAGCUGAUCGUAAUGAAUUCAACAAGAAAGCACUACAAGCUUUAAGCAAGGCUCAUUCAUUAGACCCCCAGGAUGCGCAGAUUGCUAUGUAUCUGGCUCUACAGCUGGCCCUUGUGCGGCAGGUAUCAGCAGCCAUAGAGCCCCUGCAGGCAGCUUUGUCCCUCUGUGGGGACGACUUACACUCCCUCCACCUGCUGACCCUGCUGCUGAGCGCCCAGAAACACCACCGUCAUGCUCUGGACACCCUGGGCCUGGCCCUCAGCCAGCACCCCAGCAACUUCAACCUCUUGUUCACAAAGGCGAAGCUUGAAGAGGCCCUCUUUGGCCCGGCUGCAGCUCUGCAGACCUGUGAAGAAAUGCUGCAACACUGGCAAAGCCGCUACGAUGUCAGCCGCUCCAGUGAGACAGACGACAGCAGCAGUAUACCGAUGGCUGAGAGGUCAGAGGUCAGCCCUGGAGCCAGGAAACCCUCCAUCCACCUCACCCUGCCUGACUUCCAGGACGCCUCCACUGGUUCGCCGAGCCCUUCGUCAGUUGCAGCGUCUCGUCUGGAGGCGGCACUCUCCGAGGUGUCGGACAUCAGCUCCACCCGUCGCCAUGGACCCACCUAUAUAUGGACCACCCUGGAACGCAUUUGGUUGCAGGCUGGGGAGUUGUUCAUGGCGGACGGUCGACUGAAGGAGGCCCAGUUCUGCAUCGCCGAGGCCAACGCACUCUUCCCCAACUCACACUCGGUGCUGCUGCAGCGGGGCCACCUGGCUGAGCUGCGGGGCCAACUGGACGAGGCCAAAGGCCUGUAUGACGAGGCCCUGGCCAUCAAUCCCACAGGAGAGCGCAUACUCGUGCACAUGGGUCGUCUGCUGGUGAAAACUGGGCGUUUCCACCUUGGCGAGAAGGUCCUGCGUGAUGCGGUUCAAGUCCACAGCACCUCUCACGAGGCGUGGAGUGGCCUGGGCGAGGCCCUGCAGUCUCGGAACUCCAGCCAGGCCCCAGACUGCUUCUUGACAGCCCUGGAUCUGGAGGCUUCCUGCCCCAUCCGGCCCUUCACCAUCAUCCCCAGGGAGCUUUGAAGGGCCUGGGCUGGGAUGGAGGUUUGGGUUAGGUUUAAGGCCUGUAAGUGGCCUGUUGCUGGGUAAUUAUACAUUGAUGCAGAUAAACUGAAAAGCAAUGCUGGGUCGAAAAUGUUCCUUUAAUCAGAAUAGAUUGGCAUUUUGGGUAAAUUCCCAUUUGCUUUCUUGCCAGGAGCAUAAUGAGAAGAUUGAUACCACAUGAAGCUACAGCCAGGAGACAGUUAGCUUAGCUUAAGAAAUAGUCUAGCACAUAACCCCGAUAAAACCGCUAUUUGUUGUUUUUUGCACUUCGGUUUAUGUGUGAAUUAAGUUAGCACGAUAUGUAGUAUUGUAUGUAAUUAGUGAGCUGAAGAGAUUAAGGUCGGCAGACUUUUUGUAGUCGCACAGGCUAGCUGCUUCCCCAUGGUUCCUGUCCUUGCUAAGCUAAGAUAAACCUGGAUGUAGCUUUGUAUUUAAUAAGAAGGUAUGAAUGUGGUCUAAUCUAACUUUCAGCAAGAAAGCAAGUACGUGUAUUUCCCAAAAUUCACAGUAUUCCUUUAACAGGUUUGUCAAUAACAAGACAUGUGUAAAUUACUUUUUCACUUUCAGUGACUUACAUCGUCACCCACCACAUUACGUCAAAUCUCAAAUGUCUUAUUGUCUCUAAAUUUUCUAAAUACUGAGCAUUCUUAGCAUUCAUUCUUAAUAAGUUAGCUAUCAGAUGAAAAAUGACAGAAAAUGGCAUUGAAUAUUUACACUAAAACACUGAGAUUAAUAUUGGAUAUCAGUGCUGUUCGUGCAGUAAAGCAACAAGGGAUUCAGAUUUUUGCAUAGCGGUGCAUGGAGAAAAUAAUGUUAUAAUGUAAGUACAGUAACAAUGUGCAUCUCCUGUGGAGGAAGUACAGAAGAGAUAGCUCUUUUGCAGUUACCGACAAAUGAUGAGUAAUAUCUUUAAUAAUCAGAGCCGUUGGGUAUCACUUUAAUGGUUCGUAGAUGGCAGAGAUGUGCUGGUUACAUCUUGAGAUAGAAUGUGUGUAUUGUGUCAUGUGUGGAAAUGCAGAUGCAUUGAUCAUGUAUAGACUGUCAUUCACAGCAGCAGCUCCACUUCAUCUUCAUCUUAGCCUUUGAUGUAUUUUUGAUUAUGGUGUUGAUUGACGCAGCUUUUAUGUACACACAAACACCCCCACCCCCGCUCACAUUCAAAUGAGAGCUCAUGCAUCCUCCGACAGGGACCUUCGCAUGUCAUUCCAUACGUCAUUAUCAUGUAUGUGUGUGCCUAUGUUCGUGUGCGUUUGUCUUAAACCAUCCCAACGGGGUGUUAUCAGUCCCGGUUCUGUCUGUUUUGUUUGUACGGCACAGUAGGCGACUCAUCUGCUCAUAAUGUGUGUGUUGUUUUCCUGUUUUUUGUGUUUUUUUUGUGACUCAUCUGUUCGUAAU